AUGGACCCUAAAAUUCAAGCCAUUAAAUGUAAACUCACUGGUGGCAAUUAUGCCUAUUGGGCCAGUGUUAUGAAGAAUUUUCUUCUUGGUCAAAAAAAAUGGGGCUAUGUUUCUGGUUCUGCUCCUCGUCCAUCGGACCCGAAAGUAGAAGGUACUGCCAAGGAAGUGUGGGAUUAUUUACUCGGUGUUUAUCAGCAGUCCAACUUUGCCAAGCGGUAUGAGUUGGAAACAACUAUUCAGAGUGCUCGUCAGCGGGAUCAAACUAUUCAGGACUUUUAUAUUGAGAUGACAAGUCUCUGGGAUCAGUUGGCUCUUAUGGAACCACCUAGUCUCAAGAUACUAGACGCUUAUAUUGAGUUUCGGGAACAGGGUCGUUUAGUCCAGUUCUUAACAGCUCUCUCCCCUCAGUAUGAGGCUAUUCGAGGUGGAAUCCUUCACCGAUCUCCUCUUCCCUCUGUGGAUGCCAUUGUUCGUGAACUCCUCUCCGAGGAAACCCGUCUUAAGACAGCCAGUCAGACUUUGCCUCCUUCUGUGUUCUUGGCUUCUGCCAAGCCACCCUUGUUAUCGACCCCUCCUCCUCAUCAACUGCAGGCCACUGCGAAACCCAAGAGAGGACCAUUAGGGCCAGAUGAAUGUGCUUUCUGCCAUCAGAGGGGUCAUUGA
Camellia sinensis is the source of this 663-nucleotide messenger RNA. RefSeq lists its product as uncharacterized. NCBI's taxonomy places the organism in Eukaryota, Viridiplantae, Streptophyta, Magnoliopsida, Ericales, Theaceae. The record is from RefSeq and is a predicted model, not a curated record.